CUCGUUUCUUCGCUCCAGAGGCACAUAUGCCCACUAUCACUACGAUCCUCGAUGACCAGGCUCCUUUGAUUACUUAUGAUAGAUUCUGGGCGCCGGGUGCGGCCUGGGACGAUAAUCUCGCGACCGCUUAUUACUUGGGCACGUUCACCACGUGCAAUGUCACAAGCGGAGCAGCUUCCUUCACCUUCAACGGCACGGGUUUCGCGAUCUACGGCGCGGAGCGCAGCAAUCACGGCUCGUACAGCGUGACCGUGGACGGAACAUUAAGCACGGCCGGAUUGAACGGCGGGUCAUCAAAUGCCCAGUUUCAACAGCCGCUUUUCACCAGGACCGGCCUGACACAGGGAAACCAUACCGUGUCGAUCGAGAAUACGGCCUCUGGCUCGCUUUACGUCGAUAUUGACUUUAUUAUUUGGGAGGCGGAUGUUCCGGGGGAGGAAGGACAAGAGCUCGUUCCGAGUGUGUAUCAAGACACGCACCCGAGCUUCUCAUAUUCGGCAGGACAGUGGAGCACUAAUCCGCCAAGUGUUUAUUUGUACAACAACGGGACGGGGCAUACAGCAACGACGCUGGAUGCAAGUGUAAACUUCACGUUUACGGGUGCGCACCCUUGUAUCAAUGGCGACGUGAUAAACCUGUACGGCACCGUCGGGAACAACAAUGGCUGGUACACCGUGCAAGUGGACGGUGGAACGUCGAUGCAGUAUAAUGCGACACGGUUCCAGCCGUACUACCAGCAGCCACUCUUUCACGCCAACAACCUCGGUGGGGGAACACAUCAGUUGACGGUAACAAACCAGCCGCAGGUGCAGGGACAGGCACUUAACAUUGACUAUGCGGAGGUGUAUAGUCUUGGAAGUGGAGGAUCAUCACCAGGAUCUACUAGCUCCUCCGGAGGCGGUGGUGGCUCCACAGGAAGCAAUCGCAACAGCCCACAGACACUUUCUUCGUCAGCGAAAGGCAUAAGCUCGGGCGGCAUCGCGGGCCUCGCCGUGCUCGGCGCGACCACGCUGCUUGCGCUGGGCGCCGUAUACUACCUCUGGCGGCAGUGGAAGCUCGCAGAGCAGCGGUACACGGACCUCUACCGCAACUACGCACAGCGCCCGCUCGACAGCCUAAAUCCGCCGUACUUAUCCUCGGGCGGUGUCGCCGUCGCGAGCGGUCCACAGUACUCCGGCUCGUCGCGGACCCUGUCGCGCAACAACAGGUCGUCGCACUCGCACUCGUGGACGCGAUUCAACGGUGGAUCCGAGGACGGGCUGACUGCGGAGUCGGCCGGGCACGUUCCGAGGACGGCGUACAUGCAGAACUCGUCGGCGGGCGGGGUGGGCGAGACGAUCGAGAUGCAGAGGCAGCUGAGGCAUGGGAUGGCGAUACCGGAGGACCAGGAGGAUACACAUCUUUUGUUCGGACAGCCAUACUAUGAUGCGGCGGCGGUCGUGGCUCAGCGCCGCCCUCCGGAUGUUCCUGAUGAUGUGCGCAGCCAGCCGACAGCGACGCGCCAUUCUUUCGCGCCGACCGUUUCAACAGACCUUCCUGCGUAUACACGUUGA
This is a messenger RNA of Coniophora puteana RWD-64-598 SS2, 1553 nucleotides long. RefSeq lists its product as uncharacterized. Bases 27 to 1553 code for a protein of 508 amino acids. The transcript is spliced from 10 exons. The record is from RefSeq and is a predicted model, not a curated record. NCBI's taxonomy places the organism in Eukaryota, Fungi, Basidiomycota, Agaricomycetes, Boletales, Coniophoraceae.